UUCGGAAAGCUGACGAGAAUAGUAAAGGUGAAAGUUUGUGUCGUGGCAAUUUUUUUGAAUAUUCAAUUAAAAUUUGGUACAUUUGAAUAUAUAGAAAUUAAUUAGAUUAUUUUUUCAAUUGAAAAUUUAAAAUAUUUUAAAUAAUUAAUUUCUUAGUAUAAAUUUUUUUUUCCGUAAAACAUACAAAUUUUAAACAGAGGAAAUAAAAAAUAAAAAGUUUAGUGACCCGUCGUGGUAUUGUGGUGCUUGUGUUAUUUCUGUUUUUUGCAGACUGCAUUUUAAAAGCAGAGCAAUUUUUCCUUUUUUUUUGAUUCAUUGUUUUCGUUUUGUUUACAAAAAAUAAAAAUUUUAAAAUAAAAAAGCAAAAAUUAGGUUGAAUCGGAACUUUUGCUUAUAUUGAGAAAAAAAAAUAAAUAUAAAAAAAGUUUAUUUGAUAAAAAUUUGUGAAAGAAAAUUCUGAAAAAACAAAAAAAAGAAAUUGUUAAAUAAAUAGGCUUUGGAUUACAAUUUCAAAAGGAUACAAAAAUUUCCAUCAGAAUGUCUGCAUCAAGCGAAUCAUUAAAAGAAGAAACUCAUCAUCAUCAUGUACAUUUUGAUAGAGCUAGCUUAAAAGAUGAUUUUGAAUCGGAAAAUUUUGUAACAUAUCAACGUACAGAUGAUGGUAUUACAGUUAAUUUAGGUUUUUUACAAAUAAAUCAUAAAUAUGCAAUUGAUUUAAAACUGCCCUCAAAAUAUUUUGAUGAGUUUACAAAAUUGGAUGAUUCAAAUUCAUUUAUACCGGAUGUAUCAAGUGAUGUACCAAAUUUAAAUUGUCAUGUUAUAGAUUUUUGUGGUAAACCGACAACAUCAUCAGAUGGUUAUUAUGAAAUGAAAAUUGAUUUUUUUGCAUAUAAAGAAAAAUUAUUAAAAGAGGCAAUUAAAAUUGUAAAUGCAAAAAAUUCUGAAGAAAUAUUAAAAUUAAUAAUAAUUGCUAGAGUACUUGGUAAAGGUAAAGGUACACCAAUGUUAAGAAAUGGUAUACAUUGUACUGGUGCUGUUAAAGAUGAUGAGUCAGAAUCAUCAGAUUUUUCAACAACUGGAAAAUGAAUUAAUUUUUAAUAUAAAAUAUAAUUAUAUGAAAAUUUUAUUUACUUUUCCUUAUAAUUUUUUUAAUUUUUUUUUUUUUUCAUAAUUCUAUAUUUUAAUGUUUUUAACUAUUUUUAAUACUUAAUAUUUUAAUAAAAGAAAAGAAAAAACUUAAAUAUAAAUAUGAAAAAAUAAUUAAAUAAUAUUAUGUAAUUUCUAAUACAUAAUUAAUUUAAAUAAGUAAAAAUGAAAAAUAUGAGGAGACGAAAUGAAAGAAAAAAUUAAAAUAUUUAAUUAUUAAUUAAAAAAAAAAAAACAAUAAUUUCAUAUUGGUUAUGACAAAAACAAAAACUUUUAAUAUUUUUUAAUUAAAAAUUGUUAAAUUAAAUUAAUUUUUCGCCUAAUAAUAAUUGAUUACUUAUUAAGUGAAAAAUAAUAUUUUCUAUAUUUAAUAAAUAAUAUAAAAAUUACAUAAAUAGAUUAUAAUUUUAAUUUUGAUGUGAUUUUAAAAUAUCUCGAUAGUUAUCGUACAGAAAUAAACAUCGCCUAUCCCACAUUAUUAAAUUGUAUAAAAUUAAAUUAGGUAUAGUUGCUUAAUUCUAAGAAAGAUACUGGCAGAUCUGAUGAUUCUAAUAUUUGCUUUAUUAUAAUUUUGUAUUACCCAACUGAUUUAUUCGGUCGUUAAUUAUUUCUUUAUAAAUGGUAAUGUAAUGACGGACCAAUUCAAAUUUAAUUUAUUAUUUCAUUAAAUUUGAUAACAAAAUUUAUUUUUUUUAAAAUAUUGAAAUCUAUAAAGAACUUCAUAAAAUUACAACCAAAAAUUUUGAAGACUCUGCAGUUUUAUUUUAAUAACAGAAUUUUAAAUAACUUAUCCGGAAUUAAAUUUAAAUACUGUUGGAUUAAAUGUUAAUAUUAAAAGUUAAAAUCAUCUAAAUUAUAAACAUUUCCAAUUUAAUUUUGUAAUUUGCCAAUUAUUUAUUACAAUAUAGGCAUAG
Condylostylus longicornis is the source of this 2060-nucleotide messenger RNA. RefSeq names its product UPF0687 protein C20orf27 homolog. The coding region runs from base 538 to 1086 and encodes 182 amino acids. Lineage: Eukaryota; Metazoa; Arthropoda; Insecta; Diptera; Dolichopodidae. The transcript is spliced from 2 exons. The record is from RefSeq and is a predicted model, not a curated record.